CCGACUAAUCUAUCAAUUAGAGAAUGUUUUGCCAAAAAAGUGUCGAACAGAUUGAUCAUAGUGAACUGGAGCUCCAUCGUGCAUAUAAAAAAUUCCUGCUAAAUUCAUCCGAUAUUCAACAGCAGGAACAAUUUCUUCAUCAAGCUUUUUGAGAUAACUGUGUCCAGUAACCGUAUCACGAAAGAAGAACGGUCCAAUAAGGUCUUCAGACCAAAUUCCGACCCAUACAAUAACGCCUGGGGCAUUCAUCUCUUGGGUAAUGAUGAUAUGAGCGUUUUCUGUAGCGCAGUAAAUGCAGUUAUCUCGAUUGAUAUGUCCAUUCAACUUGAAAGUAGUUUCAUCGGUCCACACAAUUCGAUCAAGCAACGAAGAGUUGUCAGCGACCAAUUUCAGAAAGAUAUCAGCAAAUUCACAGCAUCCGUCGGAAUCAUCAUCGCUCUAAUCAUGCAGUAAUUGAGGACGAUAAGUUUUCAAUUCCAACUCCUUCAUCAUUCGUUGAAGACUGCUUCUAGAUAGACUCAACUGCAACGAAGCUCUUCUCAAUGACGUUGCAGGACUUUUUCUUCUAAAGCUGCAGGAACAUGUUCUUUUUUAUCAUCGGUACUAACAGAUCUAGAUCUGUCAGGUCUGGAUUCAUCUAGGAUACUUCUGGUUUCAUCAUCAAAUUUUCGUACCAGAUUCAAAAUGUUCUUUCGUGCUGGAGUAAUUCCAUCAUAACGGUAUUGAAACUGACGAGUAACUUCAGCUGCAUUCUGGCGCAUAUGACAUACUAUUUUACAGUGUCAAUUCUUUCCGAUGACGACAAGCGAAAACUUCCAUUCAUGGUUAAAAAAAUCUGAAAAACACAGUUAGAACUGCACAAAAAACAGAUGAUAGACAGAGAACAAAAAAUGGAUCAGCCGAUAAAAGAGACGAUCAAUGGUGUUGUUGUCUGCAGACGUCAUCACUAGUGUACAUACAAAUACGACCAGAAGAAACAGAGUAAUACCCAUGUGAAAAUUUUUUUACUCUAAACGCGUUUCUAAACGUAUCUAAAACGCGUUUGGAACGCAUAGAAACAAACGCAUCUGAACGCGGCCAAAAUGAAACAUCUGACGCGUUUAGACGCGUCUCAUGGAUGCGUUUUGAUGCGUUCGAGUACAAACGCGUUCAAAUGCAUCCAAGUAGACCUGUGAAACAUUUGACGCAUCUAACGCGUUUCAAAAACUAAACGCGUCCAAACACGUUUGAAUAUUUACAGAAAAAAAAAAUAUCAUCUUGUAUUCGUAGAUUUGAACUACGUCACCAUCAGAAGCACGUGAUGGUCGGCUCUAUCCUAGAGGCAUAGUACAGAACAAGUGUAAUGACUUACAUAACGAAUUUAAUAUGUGCGAUGAACGAGACUAGAACAGAAGAACAUGUGAAUAGAAAGCAAGUGACUUACGCUUGAGCUAUAUCUGCUCGAUGAACUAUCGUUCAUGUAUAGACGUCUUUUCGAAAUUCGUUUCUAAUUAGAUAAUAAGUGUCGAAAUGUCAUAGAAUCAUAUUUUAGAUUUUAAAGAAAUAAUUUUCAAAUGUUAAGAAUCAAUUAAUAUUCAAUCAAAUAUAAAAAAUUGUAUUCUAUUGAAAUUCAAGUAUAUUUUUGUACAUAAUUAAUUUUUAUCUUUAUCAAGCAGCUUCAGAUAAACAGAUUAUAACAUAAUUAUUUCGAGAAAAGGUGAAUUUUUUUACCAAUAUUAAGGGUAUAUGAAGAUUCGAGAUCAAAACUUUUUAUUAUAAUUGAAAAAAAUCUACUUUCAACAAAAAACAUCUCUCUCUUUUUUUAUCGUAUUUUAAUUCAAAUUUAAUAAUGAAUAUCUGUUAGUUUUAAUAACUUUUCACAAAAGAAAGUUUCAUGAAAAUCUGAAAUUUCAAUUGAACUCAAAAACGAAAGGUAUAGUUACAAUAAAACAGAUGUUAUUUUCUAUUUUGUUCAUCAUGAGAUCAGAAGUAACACAAAUACCUAUUUAUGCAGAAAAAAUGCAGCAAACUCUUUAUUUCCGAAACAAAUUAAAUCAUAAAUACGUUCUGCAUCUGAAUAAUUAUUAAAAAAUAAGUAAUAAAACGAUUUAUUUUUAUUGUAAAUAAUUAAAUGAACACAUAUAUUAUGGUAACUCGACUGUUGAUUGUUAUUCGUCUCUUGUCCUCAAUAAUAGUUCAAUAUUUAUAAAAGUACAAAAGCAAAUUGAUGUUAAUGUAGAGAAAAAUAUCUGUAUGAUUUAAAUAUUCGAAUACUCGAAUAUUUUCCUAUGUAUCAACAGUCAAGAUGAAAAUAAGAUUUUUAGAAACAAAAGAAAACGAUUUUGUUAUUUGUUUAUCAUGAUCUUGAAAAAAUAAACAAAUCAUCUAUUUUUAUUGGUAAAUAUAAAUAAACAGUUAUUUUAUUUAAUAAGUCCAUUAGAAAGAUUUUAUAUAGAUUUACUUUGCAAAAGAAAAGAUUUUAUUCAUAUUUAUUCUUUAUUUAAACAAGCAAACAAAAAAUGAAAAUAUCCUUUGUUGCCGAAUGUGCAGAUAAAGAUAUUUUCUGAUAAAUCUAGAAACUUCUCUCAUGUUCUAAACCUAUUAAAUCAAGACUUUUCAAUAAAAAAGAUUUGUUUUUUAUUGCUUAGUAAAUGCUUUCGUUACUGGUUUUUAUCGUUAUAAAACAUCACAUCCUUUCAUAUCAUCCAUCCACGCAUUUAAAAGACAACAGCCUAAUGAAAAAUAAUAAACAAAUAAUAAGUAAUUGCUCUAAUUUUUUUUUCAUCUAACGGGAUAAAUACAACUGAAUAUUUAGAUCGUUGAUUAAGUAAAUUUAGAUAAUGCAACGAAACAAUUCUAAAAAUCAUAUCAUAUGGAUUGGGAAAAGAGCAGUUGCCUUUUUAAUUUUUAGAAAAAUUAUCCAAAACAUCAUUUUUCAUUUUAUGAUCGUAGUCGUAUACAUAAUGGUUUAAAUCGAAAUGUUUCUGUUGCUUCGAACAUAAAACAAACAACUAAUGUUGUUAAACAAAAGAAAAAUAUUAAAUGGAAAUAUUUACGAUUUGAGAAGUUUAAAGAAAAUUAUCUUUGUUUGAAUAAAUCUAAUGGGUUAUUUUCUUGUUUAGUAAAAGAAGCAAGUAGUGGAGAUGAUUCAAAUAAUAUUAUAUCAAAAGAUUCUUUCGAUGACAAUAUGGUAUUGAAGAAAAAUAUUCGAAGACGUACAACAAUUUCCGUAGGAAAACAACCAAAUAUCCAUCUUCAAAAACUAAAUAUGUCUUGA
Messenger RNA from Rotaria sordida, 3256 nucleotides. The record is from the annotation of a GenBank genome assembly. NCBI's taxonomy places the organism in Eukaryota, Metazoa, Rotifera, Eurotatoria, Philodinida, Philodinidae.